UUUCAGUGCCGUUGGUCGUUUUCCUACCUCCUUCCCGAACAGCUGAGGCUCCAUUUUGUUUGAUUUUAGGGUUUGUGGUCACUGUGGACGGAAAGCACGGAAAUACGUCGCGGACCACUUCAAACAUCGCCAACAUGAGCGGGUGUCGUAUUUUCAUUGGUCGCCUGAGCCCCUCGGCCAGAGAGAAGGAUGUGGAGAGAUUCUUCAAGGGAUACGGCCGCAUCCGAGAUAUUGACCUCAAGAAAGGCUUCGGCUUUGUGGAGUUUGACGACCCCAGAGAUGCUGAAGAUGCUGUUUAUGAGCUUGAUGGCAAAGAGUUGUGCAAUGAAAGGGUGACCAUUGAGCACGCCCGUGUACGUCUGCGAGGUGGCCGCGGCAGAGGAGCCGGCGGCGGUGGUGGCCGUUUCUCUGAUCGCUAUGGCCGAGGCUCCCAGAGCAGUCGGAGUCGAAACCCUCCUCCGAUGCGCACUGAGAACCGCCUGAUUGUGGAGAACUUGUCCUCUCGCGUCAGCUGGCAGGACCUGAAAGAUUUCAUGAGACAAGCUGGAGAGGUGACAUUUGCUGACGCGCAUCGCCCCAAGGUCAAUGAAGGGGUUGUUGAGUUUGCCUCUUACAGUGAUCUGAAAAACGCCCUCGAGAAACUGUCUGGAAAGGAAAUGAACGGCAGGAAAAUCAAGCUCAUUGAGGCAGCCAAGAAGAGGUCGAGAAGUCGUUCCCGGUCCGAGAGUUCCUCCCGCUCACGGUCCCGUUCCCGUGGUCGCUCUCCAUCUCGCUCCCCCAGACGCUCCCGCAGCCCCGCCAAGGCCCACAACCGCUCCCGCUCUCGCACCGGCUCCCCUGCCGGCGGCACCUCCUCCCCGACCCCCAAAUCGAAGGAGCCCACAAAACGGUCCUCCAAGACGAGCAAGUCCGCCACUCCGCCGUCCCCUCUGCCGGCUCAGAGAGCCUCCGUCUCUCGCUCCCGCUCCCGCUCCCGCUCUCGCUCUCGCUCCCGUUCCCGCUCCCGCUCCCGCUCCCGUUCUCGCUCUCCGUCCACCGACAGCCAGCGCUAAAGGCGGCGUUUAGUUUAACCAGUCGUUAAAAGGAGUAACUCGUUUCAGCAGUAGAAUCGGCUUGGAUGAGUUGGCACACUGGAGCUCCCGCGAUCUCUUCUGAACGCCGAGACGAGACUUUUCUUCGAGUAAAGUUUGUUUUUUUUCCUGUCUGGAUUGUUGUCAUUGCUGUUCUCAAGUUCUUCACUUUUAAAACACAGAUCCGUUUGUCAGAACGAUAAUACUGAGUCGGAUAUUUUACUGUCGAAACGGGCAUUUUGAAAUUCGAUAACUGAAUGUUGUUUGUUUCACCUCAUUACUCAUCCAGUUUGGACCCAUGUGUAUGUUUACUCACAGUGACUCCUCACCUCUGAAUUUACUCAUCCGACUAGACUGUGGGUCCAGUCCGGUCCAGAACCAGGGUCUGAAAUUAGCUCCUGCUGGAUGAAUUGUUGGCAGUGCAGGUAAAUUCAUCAGGCUUCGGGCCAAUUAGGCAGACAGAGAAAACGCACAACAGAAAGACACAUUUAAUAAGGCGAGUGUGUGAUUAGAUAGAGCUGCGCACUUGAACUUUGCUCGCAAUGGUCAUAUAAAAGCAAUAGGAAAGAGGAUUUGCUUUACCCUGUUUAUUAUCAUAUGUAGAAGUCCAUUAUUGCGUUCCUUGUGAUGCAGACUCCAUCGAAACUAAACAUUCUGCGAUCACUCGUGAUCCAUUUCCUCAAUACGGAUAAUGUUUUUAUAGAUCUUCAUUCAGUCGGACAACCUCAAGGUUUUUGUGUGCGCCAGUCACUAUUACAAGGAAUCUAAUAAUGGACUGAUGCAUGUGAUGAUAAAGAGAUUAAAGAAUGAAGCACAUCCUCUUUCCCACCACACACAUGUACUACACAGCCUGUAUCCAGUAAGAAGAGAGAGAGGUUUACACUAAGUUUAUGGAUUUUAUAAUACUUAGCUUAAGGAGGUGCUGCUCACAAUAAAACACUCUUCACAAUAAAAGAUGUCGAAAGGGUUUAAAUGUUAUUCCUUCAUUUAGUUCAUAGAUGUGGGUGCAAAAGUGGCAGAUUAUUUAAAAUAAAAAAGUGUCAGUGAGAAAAGUUAAUUUCAAACCCUGUCCAUUAUUUUUUUCCACAAAACCACCAAAAUGCCCAAGUCAGGUCUCACUGUUUUCAGAGUUCGUAAUGUCUACACUUUAAAGAGGGAAUCUGUAUUUUUCAGCUGUGCUCGGAUGCUUUUGAGAAGUCACGUGACCGUGUUCUUCACUUUUUUUUUUUUUUGCAAUACUUUAGCUUGUGGGUAGAAUUUUUUUAAACUCUUUUUACAUUCGUGUCCUCCAAGUCCCUUCACCUCUCUUUAUUUGUAGCUGCCUCAGCUGGUCUAUGUGAUAUCUAUAACUUCGGAUGCUCGCAUGUGCUUCUGUUUGAUCCAGCUUUAGACUCCUUAUUACCAAAAGCGUUUCCUUUGCUCUUGAAGCUCAAACACAAACCACCGUCAUAACUGGCAUUGGCAGCUUCAGCGUCGACGACACUGUACGGUUGUGCACAUUGUUCCAGCAGUUAAACAGCUGUACACUAAAUUUACUGUCAGUUUCACGGAUCUCACCUUUACCUGCAGUUGACUGUUGAUCUUAUUUUGUUGGGAGAUGUAAUACUACUUUGAGGAUAAAGUCAACACUUUAAUUUCAACACUUCGAACGGUGUUGCCUACAGAAUGCAGUUUAUUCUAGUAUUGUGAUUUUCUUUUUGUGUGUGUGUAUGUGUAGGGUUUUGUGUACAGCGUUUGCAUACUUUUGUUUUAGCGUGUGAAGUUUUUCCAAGAGUACUUGUUGGUACUGUGGUUGCGGUUCAAAUGAACGCGACAAGAGUUUGGAAAAAUCAGCAUUUUUGUACAUAAGGAGCUUAUUUUCAGUGGAAAAAUAUGAUGGUUGUUUGUAUGGUGUAGGAAGAAAAUUGAGUUAAACAAUAAAACAAUUUUAACUAA
This is a messenger RNA of Chelmon rostratus (copperband butterflyfish), 3005 nucleotides long. It is a transcript of the gene srsf5b, whose product is annotated as serine and arginine rich splicing factor 5b. Gene Ontology annotation, molecular function: mRNA binding. The transcript is spliced from 8 exons. Gene Ontology annotation, cellular component: ribonucleoprotein complex; cytoplasm; nucleus. The record is from RefSeq and is a predicted model, not a curated record. The coding region runs from base 135 to 1052 and encodes 305 amino acids. Lineage: Eukaryota; Metazoa; Chordata; Actinopteri; Chaetodontiformes; Chaetodontidae.